GUGUUGCCCUGAAGCAUCCAUCCACUGGGACGCUGUGAACAUUUAUUCCCUUAAUGAAUCCUUUAUGAUCUCUUCUUUCAGUGAGAGUGAUGUGAAGCAGCUUUGGUUACAGCUGAGAAAAGACGAACCUCAUUUACUUUCCGAUUUUGAAGAGUUCUUGGUCAGAAUUUUUUCCCAGCUCCAAGAAGCAGAUAAUGAAAAGAAAGAGUUGGAAUGUGCUCUAAAAAAGAAAAUUGCUGCUUAUGAUGAAGAAAUCCAACAUCUCUAUGAGGAAAUGGAACAGCAAAUCAAAAAGGAGAAAGAGCAGUUUCUCUUGAAAGACACAGAGAGGUUUCAGUCCUACAGUCAAGAGCUGGAGUGCAAGCUCCUGUCAAAAGAACAAGAACUGGAACAAUUGGUUCAAAAACAGAAAAGGUUAGAGCAGCAAUGUACAGAACUUCUUAGUGGCAAAGAAGAAACUAAAGUAGAGAAUACCAAGCUGAAGCUGACGAACCAGGAGCUGCUGAGAGACCUGGAGAAAACAUCUCAUGAACUGAGCCUGGCUCAACAACAGUUACAGGUGCUUCACGAGGAGGCAUCAAGACUACAGGAGGAGAAGGAAAUGGAGGUAUACCGAGUGACAGAAACCUUACAGAGAGAGAAGUCAGGACUUCUGAAGCAGCUGGAUUUUUUAAGGGAGAGGAACAAACAUCUCAAAGAUGAACGUGACAUAUUUUUACAGAAGUGCAAAACAAGUGUCCCAAAAGCCAGCUGGAAGCAAAGAUCAGGAUCUAUCAUUGGGAAAUACAUAGAGGGCAAGAUGCUGCAUAACAGCCAUUCAUUUGAAGACGAUGAUGUUUUCAAUAACUCAAAGAGAAGGAAUUCUGCUGGACUGAAUGGAAUUCACUCUGUAGAGCCUGAUGCUGGAGCCACUGGGGGAAAGUCCAAAGCAUCACAGCUCCAAAGAAUAAUUUCAAUCGAGGAAGAUCACCUACCCCAGCUUCUUGACAGCUCAGUUGAUAAGGAACUGAACAGAUGGACUGGAGAAGAUGAGAACACUUCUUCUGAGAUGGAAAUGGAUAAGAAAAACACAGAACGAUCAAUGGAACACUCACCAUUGUCUUCUAGAGAGCAGCCUGUAGGGAAGGAAACACACUCAAAU
Mesitornis unicolor (brown roatelo) is the source of this 1141-nucleotide messenger RNA. RefSeq names its product EF-hand calcium-binding domain-containing protein 4B-like. The annotation marks the transcript as partial. The transcript is spliced from 8 exons. Lineage: Eukaryota; Metazoa; Chordata; Aves; Mesitornithiformes; Mesitornithidae. The record is from RefSeq and is a predicted model, not a curated record.